This is a messenger RNA of Dictyostelium purpureum, 1521 nucleotides long. RefSeq lists its product as uncharacterized. The transcript has 2 exons. Gene Ontology annotation, molecular function: tRNA (guanine) methyltransferase activity. The annotation marks the transcript as partial. The record is from RefSeq and is a predicted model, not a curated record. Gene Ontology annotation, biological process: tRNA methylation. Lineage: Eukaryota; Evosea; Eumycetozoa; Dictyosteliales; Dictyosteliaceae.
UUAAAACUAUUAAUAAAUGUAUCACCAAACUUUGAAGUAUUACUAGAAAAUGAAAUUAAAUCAAUAUUAAAAUCAAAUAAAUUACAGGUACCAUCUAUAAAAAGAUACAAUAAUAGCGAAGAAGAGUUAUUGAAACUAUCAAAAUACAUAUGGGCCAUCAGCAAUUGCAGUAGAUUAUCAGAAUCGAUAAGAAUCAGAGUAGGUGAUUCUUUUAUUUCUAAAAAUUUUAAUCAGUUAAAAAAAGGCAUGGAAGAAAUCGGAACGGAAGAAUAUAUAAAGUUUUUUACAAGUUCAAAUAAACCACCUCAAGUUUCAGUUAGCUGCUCAUCAUCAAAACUUUAUCAUAGCGAAGCUGUAAAAGAAAGAUUUUUAAACUUUUUUAAAGAAACCAUAACAAAGGAAAUCCAAUCAGAAAGCAAUAGCAACAAAUUAAAGCCAAUUAAAAAGAUAUUAAAGAAUUUACACUAUAAAAAAAGAAAGCAGCAACAGGAAAAUAACAAUAAUGAAGAACCAUAUAAUAUAGAUGAAGAAAUUGAAAAGUUUCAAAAUAAACUUGAUCAAUUGGUUAAAGAGGAGAAUGAAAAGGAACAAACCAAAGUGUAUAUUAGAGUUGAAGAUGAUAAAACCCAAAUAUCUGUAGAUGCAGCAAUACCAAGCAAUGGUGAAUUGUUAUACAAGAGAUCAAACGAUAAGCAUGUAGGUGAAGCACCCAUUAGAGAAACAAUAGCAAGUGCAGUUUUGAUGAAAACUGAAUUCAAUGGUAAUACUACAUCGCUAUGGGACCCAUUCUGUGGCAGCGGUACACUCAUCCAAGAAUCGUUAAGUUUAUUAAAAUACAAACCAUCAAUGUCAACAAAGUUAGUUAGAAAAUUUCAUUUCGAAGAUUUUAUGUGGCAUUUAAAGGAGGAGUAUGACCAAUAUCUAAAACUUAUUAAUAGAGAUUUAUCAAAACUAAAUGAAGGUGUUUUCUUUAUUGGUUCAGAUAUCAGCCAAAGAGCCAUAGAUGCAUCGUUCCACAACUUAAAGAAUGAAGGUUAUCAAAAUGUUAACUCAAACCAACAAGACACUGAAAAUCGUUUAAAACUAUUUAAAGGUGAUUUCGAACAAAUAUUUAAAUCAACGAUUGAGCCAUUAAUAAACAAUAGCAACAAUAAUAAACAAAUUACAAUAAUAACAAACUUACCAUACGGCCAAAGAAUUUUAAAUAGUCAAACUAUAGAACUAAUAGAUGAAAAUCAAGAUCCCCAAUUAGAACAAGAAAUAUUUAAUACACUAAAUCAAAAAAACUAUUCAUAUUUAAAUGACCACAUAACAGAUGACUUAAAACUACUAUUUAAAAGAUUUGGAAUGUUUUUAAACCAACAUAUAAACGAACCCAACAGUAUAAUCAAAGAUGUAUAUGUAAUUAAUGGAAAUUUAUAUUUUAAGAAUUUAACAACAAAUAAUAACCAAUACAAUUUCAAAUGGGAGGAAUUAUUAAAAUUUAAAAAUGGUGGAUUAAAUGUAGAAUUAUUAAAACUA